This is a messenger RNA of Rotaria sp. Silwood1, 2769 nucleotides long. NCBI's taxonomy places the organism in Eukaryota, Metazoa, Rotifera, Eurotatoria, Philodinida, Philodinidae. The record is from the annotation of a GenBank genome assembly.
AUGUCAACAAUUAAUAUAACACCAAACAAAAAAUUAAUUAAUUGUGGUAUAUGUCAUCAACAAUUUGUUGAUCCACGUAUAUUACCUUGUUCACAUACAUAUUGUCUACGUUGUAUUAAACAAAUUGCAUCGAAUCAUCCAGAACAUUUUGAAUGUCCUGAACACGAUGGUACUAUUAUACCAAAAAAUUCUAUUGAUACAUUAAAAGUAAAUCGAACAAUACGUGAUCUGAUUGAACUCUUAAAUUUUAGUUCUGGUUCAAUUCUAUGUGGAAAUUGUCAUGCAAUUGCAUCGAAAUAUUGGUGUAAUAAUUGUACAAAUAGUUAUUGUGAACAAUGUAGUCAAAGAAUUCAUAAUAUGAGUGCAUUUCAACAUCAUGAACCUACUAUAUUAAAAGAAAAAUCAUUUGAAUUAAUGUUAUGUGAAAAACAUCAAGAUGAAAAAUUAAAAUAUUGGUGUUUAAAAUGUGAAAGAUCUGUAUGUAGUGAUUGUCUAUUAAAUGAACAUAAAGAUCAUCAAUAUGAAUUAAUUUAUAAAAUUGCUAAAGAUUUUGAAACAAAAGUAAAUAUUGAUUUAUCUAAUAUUGAAUUAUCAUUAAAUAAAAAUGUUAAUCAAACAAAUACUUCAAUAAAGACAAUUAAAGAUGAAUAUGAAUUAGAAAAACUUAUGAUUAAUGAUUCAAUGAAUUUUUUACAACGUAUUAUUGAUGAACAUGAACAAGAAAUAUUACAAAAACUUCGUGAUAUUGAUAUAAAUAAUAAUAAACUUAUGGAAAAUUUUAAAAAUCGUUUAAUAAAUGAAUUAUAUGAAUUAGAAUUACAAAAAACAACAUUAGAAAUACUUUCAUCAAAUAAAGAUCCAAUUAAAUUAAUGCAUGCUCGUCCACAAUUUAUUGAUUAUAUUAAUCAAAGAAAUUAUAUAUUACAAAAUUUACAAUUACCAACUAAACAUAUUCAUUAUAUAGAAGGUAUGGAUCUAGUACAAACUAUAAGAGAAAAUAUUUUACAAUGUGGACGAAUUAUUGAUGGUUUAAAACAACCUGAUAAAAAUAUAAUAUAUCCUAAUCCACAACUUGAAAAAUUAAUUGGUAAUAAUCAAACAAAAUAUGAAUGGAAUUUUCAAAAGAAAAUUUUAAUAGAUGAAGAUAUAAAAAAUAUAGCUGAUGCAUUAAAAACUAAUACAACACUUAUUAAACUUAAUCUAUCUCAAUGUCAAAUCGAUGAUCAAGGUGCACAAUAUCUUGCUGAUGUUCUUAAACAAAAUAAGACACUUAUUUCACUUUAUUUACAUCAAAAUCAAAUAAGUAAUUAUGGAGUACGUUUUCUUGCUGAUGCACUUAUACAAAACAAAACAUUAACUACACUUGAUCUCUCACAUAAUAAUAUUAAUGAUGAAGGAAUUCAAUAUCUUGCUAAUAUGUUACAGAAAAAUAGCAAACUUACUACUCUUCAUCUGUCUCAAAAUCAAAUUGGUGAUAAAGGAAUACAAUAUCUUGCUAAUGCUCUACAACAAAACAGAACAUUAAAUAUUCUUCACCUUUCUCAAAAUCUAAUUGGUGAUCAAGGAAUACAAUAUCUAGCCGAUGCUCUCAUAAACAAUACGGCAUUAACAACAAUCAAUCUUUAUUGGAAUGAUAUUGGUGAUAUUGGUGCUCAAAGUAUUGCUUAUGCUAUUGAAAAUAAUAGAACACUAACUACACUCUAUCUUUCUCAUAAUCGAAUUGGUAAUAGUGGUGUAGAACAUUUUGUUAAUGCUCUUAGACGAAAUACAACAUUAACAACACUUAGUUUUCAUGAAAAUCGAAUCGAUCAACAAACACAAAAUCAUUUUGAUAUUGAACAUGCUGCUUCAUUUGUUCGUCGUGAAAUAUGGAAUUGGUGGGAUUAUUCUGAUGCAGUUAGUGGUCCAGCAUCAUGGGGUUUUUAUUUUCCUAUUUGUGAUGCUGGUCGAUUUCAAUCACCAAUUAAUAUUGAAAGUCGUCAUUUAAUUUUUGAUUAUCAAUUAACACCAAUUUAUAUCAAUAAUAGUGAUAAUGUAAAUGGAAUCCUUCGUAAUGAUGGACGUAAUCUUUAUAUAAUUAUUCCAUUUCAUCCAAAUUUAAAUAUUCAUAUUGGUGGUGGUCCACUUCAAUAUGAAUAUCGUCCUGUAGAAAUUUAUAUACGUUUAGCACCACCACCAACUAUAGGAGAUGAAAUAAUACGUGGAAGUGAACAUCAAAUUGAUAAUCGAUCAUUUCAUGGAGAAAUUCAACUUGUUGCCUAUAAUACAGAUCUUUAUAAAGAUUAUGCACAAGCACAAACAUCACCAAAAGGAAUUGCAAUAAUAUCUAGUAUGUUAAUGUUAGGUGGUGAUACUUCAGCACAAUUACGUUAUGUUUUACAUCAUGCUGAAUUAUUAAAUAAUACUCAAAAACCAUCGGAUAUUGAAAUAAAUAAUCUUAAUUUAAAAGAAUUAAUGGCUUUUUCAUCAGAAUAUAUGACUUAUGAAGGUAGUUUAACAUGGCCAGGAUGUUUUGAAAGUGUAACAUGGAUUAUAUUUAAUAAAUAUCAACAAAUGUUAAAUACUUAUUUACAAACACUUUUUACAAAUACACUACGAUUUGUUAAUAAUCGUCGAUCAUUAAUUCCUAGUACAAGUGCACAUAGAAAUGUUCGAACGAAUAUUGGUUAUGAACAAUGGUUUCGUUCUUCAUCAUCAUCAACUUGUUAUCCUGUAAAUAAUAUAAUUCAAUAUCGAAUUAAUAAUGAUUUUGGUUUUGCACGAAUAUAA